AUGGCGGCCUCUGCGUCUGCCAGUCUCCCUGCGCUUUCCAGCACAACUGCGUCCUCCGGAGCCUAUCAGCUAGUUGUUAUUGCGAAGCCCAGCCCCGGCCACCCGUAUCAACAACUUGCCUCGGUCAUACAGUCCUGCCCUUGCGCGCAAAGCAUUCUGAAUCCUUGUCUCAAAGCCUUGCGGGCUCUCUCUGAUGAGAGCAACCGAGCCGGUAUUUUGCAAGAGCUCAAAUUCGCUGCCGACUACAAUGUUGGCGGCGCCGACGUUACGACUCCGGCUGACGAUUUCUACCAAACGACCGAUCGAAAAGACGCCGACUGCCGAUUCCCGUACAUCGCCGCCACAUUAGUCUCCAGCAUGGCGACUUGCUGCUUGGACCAAGGGCACUACGGUUAUGAUUGUUCCUUGGAGACGCCGUUCCACGCCGUCAAAGCUGGUCCUCUAUUAGUAACCACCGGUGAUACUCUUUACGAGGAUUGCGGUACUGACAGUGCCAUUACCGUCGGCGUCGUCGACAUUACAAAUCCAGACGAGCCCCGCUACUGCUUCCUCAACAUGGACAAGAAGUGUAUCAAGUGUGGCUUGUGGUGGCAUGGACUUGUAAAUGACACCAUCAUGGACGAUCUCGCGCUGUGGGAGACCACGGACUACACGCCUCUAUCGUGCGAUACUUUGCUACAAAUCCUGGACGUCGGUUCUGAUACAGCAGUCUCGUCUCAGAGUGAGGCACGAGGCGUGGAGGCAUCGGAAGCAUUGCGCGUGCUCCCUGUUGUCGACAGCUCUGCUCUUGCAAGUUGCUGGUCGGCUAAGGCGUGGAAUUCAAUGGGUCAGCUGGAUGCAUACUCCAUUGAUGCCUCGGCCUCUUCCCGCGACAUGGCCUCCAGUCGCGGAGCGAAAUCCCUCAGCGAGCUUUCACAGGAGAGGAUUCUUGAUGCGAUCCUCACUGGCCAUCUCGAUGACCUUGAUUUGCUAAAUGAACCGAUGCUUUUCCGCGGAUUCCUACAGUCCUUCCUCUCACUAUGUGCUAAGAGAGUCGACGAACUUGCGGUCUUCGAAGACCAAGAGCUGAUCGCAGAAUUGCUCGCCCGUCUCCUUGAAGGCAUCGACCACGUGGAUCUAUACCCAUUCCGCGUACUUCCCAUUGGCACGAUUCUACUCACACUCCACAGCGAUCGCCUCAAGGGCUUGACGACCAUUAAUUUGUCCGGUCUCUUCGACGGAUGUCCUGAGAUGAUCUGGACGGCCUUGGAUAACCUCACCACUCGACCUGAGGUGGUGUACCUUCUGAGCCCACCGAGUGCGGACAAGGCAAGUGAUGAGGAAGCAGUUCUGGAUUCAUUCCCACCUAACACUUGGUGGAAUACAUUUUGGGACCGGAUGGGCCCAACAAAGAUCAUCAUGAGUGCCGCCAUCUCCGCCGCGGUGGUUUCGCACUGUUCAAAUCGCCCAAGCACCACCCUGGGCCAGAAACAAAUCUCGAUUAGCCACCUACGCGAGAUACUUUCAGGAGAUACCUUGAGACUUCAGAAAUUGCCUCAUACUACUUGGUUUGAGCGGAACAUCUUUGGAUGGCCUGCGUUACCAUAA
Messenger RNA from Diaporthe batatas, 1587 nucleotides. RefSeq lists its product as uncharacterized. NCBI's taxonomy places the organism in Eukaryota, Fungi, Ascomycota, Sordariomycetes, Diaporthales, Diaporthaceae. The record is from RefSeq and is a predicted model, not a curated record. The transcript has 2 exons. Bases 1 to 1587 code for a protein of 528 amino acids.